This is a messenger RNA of Lolium rigidum, 1025 nucleotides long. Its product is annotated as calcineurin B-like protein 7. The transcript is spliced from 9 exons. Gene Ontology annotation, biological process: calcium-mediated signaling. The record is from RefSeq and is a predicted model, not a curated record. Gene Ontology annotation, molecular function: calcium ion binding; kinase binding. The coding region runs from base 200 to 841 and encodes 213 amino acids. Lineage: Eukaryota; Viridiplantae; Streptophyta; Magnoliopsida; Poales; Poaceae.
AAAAGCUUGGAGCUAGGCCUGGAAGAUACUGCCCACACUCUCCCUCUUCUCCUCGGCCACUUCUUUGAUCUCUGACGGUGGAUCGAAGAAAGCAUAUUGCGUCGUUUCCCAGGUGCCUUUUUUCAUCGCUUUCUGCGAAAAGACGGUUGCUAACUACAAGAAAAGAGUUGGGUUUGCUAAGUCUUGUGAGUUGGUCUCUAUGGGCUGUGCAUCAUCAAAGCAAUUCAAGCGAGCUCCACCGCAUGAGGAUGCUGCUGUUCUGGCCAAGGAGACCACAUUUUCUCUGAAUGAAGUGGAGGCCCUGUAUGAGCUGUUUAAAAAGAUUAGCUAUUCCAUAUUUAAGGAUGGACUUAUUCACAAGGAGGAGUUCCAACUUGCUCUCUUCAGGAACAGCAACCGGAAGAACCUUUUCGCCGAUCGGAUAUUUGAUCUGUUUGACCUGAAGCGCAAUGGUGUGAUUGAAUUUGAGGAGUUCGUUCGGUCUCUCCACAUUUUUCACCCGGAUACACCUACAGCCGAGAAGAUUGCAUUUGCAUUCAGACUAUAUGACCUGCGAGGCACCGGCAGCAUUGAACGUGAAGAGUUGAAGGAAAUGGUGCUUGCCAUCCUGAACGAAUCGGACCUGCUUCUCUCUGAUGAUGCUGUUGAACAAAUUGUAGACCAGACAUUCAAGCAGGCAGACCUAAACAGCGACGGCAAAAUAGACCCCGAAGAAUGGAAAUCGUUUGCAAGUAAAUAUCCGGCCUUGCUGAAGAACAUGACUCUCCCAUACUUAAAGGACAUAACCCUGUCAUUCCCCAGCUUUGUUCUCUACUCUGGAACUGGCGAUGAGGAGUUAUAGCAGCAAGAGACUCUGACCUCUCAAGCCUCAGGGAGACAGCAACCUAAUAAGCUUCUCUCAUGCGGCUUAUGCUUUCCUUUCGCCUUCACUGUAAAACUUUGUAGAUUAUGCAAACACAGUUUUGUAGCGGAAACUACAAUAGCAGAAUAUGCACUGAGAAAUGGAACACAACUUUUUUGCCACC